This is a messenger RNA of Saccharomyces paradoxus, 1416 nucleotides long. It is a transcript of the gene OMS1, whose product is annotated as putative RNA methyltransferase. The record is from RefSeq and is a predicted model, not a curated record. Bases 1 to 1416 code for a protein of 471 amino acids. The transcript has a single exon. NCBI's taxonomy places the organism in Eukaryota, Fungi, Ascomycota, Saccharomycetes, Saccharomycetales, Saccharomycetaceae.
AUGGUCGUAUUUCGUCGCUCUCCUAUGGGCCUUUUACAUUACGCUCGUCAACCAGUAUCCAGGAGUGUUUUCUUGGAAUCCCAAAGGCGAUUAUUAUCUCUUACGUCUUGUAGAUAUAAUAAUAGCCAUAUUGAUGAUAAUAAAAACAAAAAAAAGCUUAAGAACGUGUUCCAAGCCAAUAGCAAUAAAGUUGUUCGUAAACCAAAAACCAAAGAAGAAUUGGCGAGAGAGAGGUUCGAAGAACAACUAAAGUCACCUAAUAGAUUUGUGAGAUGGGGUGCUAUUGCAAGAUCAGAAAAAUUCUCAAAGGGAAUGACCAAGUACAUGAUCGGUGCAUAUGUGAUAUUUUUAAUUUAUGGCCUCUUCUUUACCAAAAAGCUGUUUGCGAAAGACAAAGAACUGGAACGAUUGUUGAAGAAACAAGAAGAAGGAAAUGCCAAUGAAUACGAAACAUUAAGAAUUAAAGAACUGAAGGGCAAACUAAGGAGAAGAGAUGAAUUGAAAUUAGAAGAAUACAAAAAAAUGCAAGAAGAAGGCGUUGAAAACUUCGAUGAUAUUCAAGUACAAAAUUUCGAUCAAAACAAAUUGAAUGAACAAAUAUUGCCAGCGAGAGACACAACCAACUUUUACCAGGGGAAGGCUGGCGAAUACGACAAAGCAAUUAAUAUGGAAGAGAAAGUAAUAUUUCUCGGUAAAAGAAGAAAAUGGUUGAUGAAGCAUUGUCAAGGGGACGUUUUGGAAGUAUCAUGUGGUACAGGAAGAAAUAUCAAGUAUCUUGACAUGUCACGCAUCAACUCUAUAACGUUCUUGGACUCUUCUGAAAAUAUGAUGGAAAUCACCCAUAAAAAGUUUAGGGAGAAGUUUCCAAAGUAUAAAAAGGCUGCGUUUGUUGUUGGGAAGGCGGAAAAUCUAGUCGACUUAGCAGAGAAAGGUAAACCGUCUCUAGAGAAUGAAUCAGAAAAGCAAGUAAAAUAUGACACUAUCGUAGAGGCAUUUGGUUUAUGUUCCCAUGAGGAUCCGGUUAAGGCCUUAAAUAAUUUUGGCAAGCUAUUGAAGCCAGAUGGGAGAAUUAUUUUACUGGAACACGGCAGAGGCCAAUACGACUUUGUGAAUAAGAUGUUGGACAAUAGAGCUGAAAAAAGGCUGAACACCUGGGGCUGUAGAUGGAAUCUCGAUUUAGGCGAAGUACUAGAUGAUUCUGACUUAGAAUUGGUGGAAGAAAAACGGACACACUUAGGUACUACUUGGUGUAUCGUUGCGAAGAGAAAAGGUGACGCAAAAAAGAAGGGCGAGCUUGGAUUUGUGGAAAAAUACCUACAGUCAAGCAUUAGGAAGAGAAUGGAAUCAUUCGAAAAAAACGACAGUACAGAAUCUAAAAAAGAACUUGGGCCAAUAACUCCUGUAAGUAAAAGUUAG